ACCUCCAUCAUUUCAAAGGCAUCGAAUAAAAUCUUAUCAGUCUACAAAACAGAUCGAAGCUAGUUAGCUAAUUUCAGUACCUUCUUGAAGAUCAGACGAGAAGAAAAUGGCAUCUCAUGAGCAGAAUUACAGAGCUGGUGAAGCCAGGGGCCGAAGUCGGGAGAAGACGGAGGAGAUGAAGCGGUCAAUGGAGGAGAAGGCACGAGAAGCAAAAGAAAAGGCCAAUCAGACAGCUCAAGGGGCAAAGGACAAGACCUAUGAGACUACACAAGCAACCAAGGAGAAAACCCAGAGCGCAGCGGAGGCAGCCAAACAGAAGGCUUCGGAGGCAGCCGAGACCACAAAAGAAAAGGGCUCUGAGGCUGCCGGAAAGACUCGCGAGAAAACAUAUGAAACCAAGGAGAAGACCGGUGGGAUUCUUCAUCAGACAGGGGAGAAAGUGAAGCAAAUGACACAAGGUGCUACUGAUGCUGUCAAAAGUACGUUUGGCAUGGCCGGUAACGAUGAUGAUGACCCUCAGAAUCCAAACUAUUAUAAUAAAAACACUACUGAUCGUGAUGACCGUAAUAACCCUUCCUAUUAAGAACUACUGAUUUGAAUUACUACAAUGUAUGUUUGUUUUUUAUGCGUCCGUCAGUGAAAUUAUGUGUGUCUUUAAUUGUAGCACUAGCUAGUGCUGCAUGGUUGUUGUUGUUGGGCAUGUUUUUCAGGUCCAGAGUUCUACGCCCUCCUUUCAUUAGGAGAGGAGGUGUUGCACUUUUUUGCUUUUCCAGUGUGUAGAUGAACCGUGGAAGGGAUAUAUAGGAUGUAAUCUUCAUCUUUAUUAUGGAAGUAGAAUAAGAUUUAUAUUUUCCCUUC
Molecule: messenger RNA, 858 nt
Organism: Ziziphus jujuba (common jujube)
Lineage: Eukaryota; Viridiplantae; Streptophyta; Magnoliopsida; Rosales; Rhamnaceae
Product: late embryogenesis abundant protein D-7
Exons: 2
Coding region: 107-583 (158 amino acids)
Source: RefSeq, a predicted model, not a curated record